Molecule: messenger RNA, 3208 nt
Organism: Boleophthalmus pectinirostris (great blue-spotted mudskipper)
Lineage: Eukaryota; Metazoa; Chordata; Actinopteri; Gobiiformes; Gobiidae
Product: potassium voltage-gated channel subfamily KQT member 2
Exons: 19
Coding region: 1-2547 (848 amino acids)
Biological process (GO): potassium ion transport; transmembrane transport
Cellular component (GO): membrane
Molecular function (GO): voltage-gated potassium channel activity
Source: RefSeq, a predicted model, not a curated record
AUGGUCCAAAAGUCGCGGAACGGCGGCGUGUUUCCCGCAUCACAGAACGACCAGAAGAAGCUCAAAGUGGGGUUCGUGGGCCUGGAGGGUGCCGUGGCGGAGACGAGCAGGGACGGGGCCCUCCUCAUCACAGGUGUGGAGGAGGGCCCCCGGCGACAGCGCACCAGUGUGUCAGGAGGGAAGAAGCCGGUGAAACGUAAUGCCAUCUACAGACGCCUGCAGAACUUUCUCUACAAUGUGUUAGAGCGCCCUCGAGGAUGGGCCUUCAUCUAUCAUGCAUAUGUGUUUCUGCUGGUCUUCUCCUGUCUUGUUCUGUCAGUCUUCUCCACCAUCAAAGAAUAUGAGAAGAGUUCAGAGGAUGCCCUAUACAUUUUGGAAGUGGUGACCAUCGUGGUGUUUGGAGUGGAGUACAUGGUGAGGAUCUGGGCUGCUGGAUGCUGCUGUCGGUACAGAGGCUGGAGAGGCCGCCUGAAGUUUGCCAGAAAACCCUUCUGUGUCAUUGACAUCAUGGUGCUGAUAGCUUCUGUGUCGGUGCUGGCGGCAGGGACACAGGGGAAUGUCUUCGCUACAUCAGCGAUCCGCUCGCUCCGGUUCCUCCAGAUCCUGAGGAUGAUCAGAAUGGACCGCCGUGGAGGCACUUGGAAACUUCUGGGCUCAGUGGUCUAUGCUCACAGCAAGGAGUUGAUCACUGCAUGGUACAUCGGCUUCUUGUGUCUGAUCCUGGCGAGUUUCCUGGUUUACUUGGCUGAGAAGGAGGACAACGAGCAGUUUGAGACAUACGCUGAUGCUCUGUGGUGGGGACUGAUCACCCUGACAACCAUCGGCUAUGGUGAUAAGUUCCCUAUCACAUGGAACGGUCGUCUGCUGGCUGCCACCUUCACUUUGAUUGGAGUGUCUUUCUUUGCACUGCCUGCUGGCAUUCUCGGCUCUGGUUUUGCCCUGAAAGUCCAGGAGCAGCAUCGACAAAAGCACUUUGAAAAACGUAGGAAUCCGGCUGCUGGACUAAUACAGGCAGCAUGGAGGGUUUACGCCACCAACCUGACCCGUACUGAUCUCAACUCCACUUGGGACUACUAUGAAAGAACCACUGUCCCAAUGUACAGGUUGAUCCCUCCCUUGAACCAGCUGGAUCUACUGAGAAACCUGAAGAACAAGUCUGGUCUUUCUUUCAGGAAGGACGUCCAGCCUGAGCCAUCUCCCAGUCAGAAAGUGAGUUUAAAGGAGAGAGUCUUCUCCUCACCUCGAAGCUCUGGGACCAAAGGCAAAGGCUCUCCUCAACAUGUCCUGCCCACAGUGGGCCCAGGCGUGGGUCCUGAUGGCCAUGCGGUCUGUCCCGUUCUGGAUCCAAACCUAGAUGACAGUCCUAGUAAAGUCCCUAAGAGCUGGAGCUUUGGGGAGCGCAGCCGGACCCGGCAGGCCUUCAGAAUCCGGGGGGCAGCAUCCAGGCAAAACUCAGAAGUGCUCAUAGAGAUGCAGGAUGAAGAGUUCAGACAGAAGAGCUCGCCAGAGGCCAGUCUGCCUGGGGAGGACAUGGCGGAUGAUAAUAAAAGCUGCCACUGUGAGUUUGUCCCUCAAGACCUGACUCCGGGGUUAAAGGCCACUAUCAGAGCCAUUUGCAUCAUGCGCUUCUUGGUUUCUAAGAGAAAAUUUAAGGAGAGUCUACGGCCAUAUGAUGUGAUGGAUGUGAUUGAGCAGUAUUCUGCUGGACACUUGGACAUGCUGGCCCGCAUCAAGAACCUCCAGUCCAGAGUGGACCAAAUAGUGGGGCGGGGAACACCCAUCACUGACAAGGAUCGACCCAAACCAAAUGAAGAGAUGCCAGAGGACCCUAGCAUGAUGGGACGUCUGGGGAAGGUGGAAAAGCAGGUUUUGUCAAUGGAACGGAAGCUGGACUUCCUGGUGAAUAUCUACAUUCAAAGAAUGGGGAUUCCCCAGUCCGAGACAGACGCCUACUUCAGAUCUAAAGAACCAGACCCAGCACCUCCGUACCACAGCCCUGUGGGCCAUUUGGAGAAGAGCCAAUCUGUGCCCAAGAUUCUCCAGGUCAAUCCAGGGGAAAGUGUGUCUUCUUCACGAUACGUUUCAAAAAUGGUUCGUUCUAGUAGCUCCACAGCUCAGCGCAGCUGCCCAGCACCCACUUGCCCACCCUCUACAUCUUGGCAGCCAAUCAGCAGCCAUCUACAGCAUGCUCCACCCCCCUGGCCACGCAGCCACGGUAAUACUCCAAGCCCAGUGAGCGACUCACUGGUGAGGCUCCCCCCACCUCCUGCAAACACAGGGUCUCGAACACACCGCGACCGCAGCGAGAGGGGUGGAGUCAGCGGUGAUGAGCAGAAACCUGACAGUGAAUCAUCUGUGUCUAUUCCCUCUGUGGAUCACGAGGAACUGGAGCGCUCUUUUAGCGGCUUCUCCAUCUCCCCGUCACGGCCACGGUGUGCUACAGUUCGGCCUUACAUCGCAGAGGCUGAAUCUGACUCUGAGUCUGAACUGUGCCCCGCCUCCAGGCCCUCAGAGGGAAGACUGACGGACGAGACUAGAACACACUGAAUUAAAGAGGGACACCAAUCUAAUGUAGCAAACAAUCUCCUGGAUUUAAUCCCUCUGCCUAAAGACAAUGACGUGUCACUUUUAAGGCAUUCUUUUACUGCAUUCCAGCCAUCUAGUAAGUCACCACACUACAUCUCUGAAUCCUGCAAGUUGUAAUUUUUUUGUUGUCAGAAGAACAGUAUUUUAAUAUUUGGAUAUAAGCCUAUAGACUUUCUGCCAAACGUUUCUUACACAACAGAAAAAACAAACAAACAAUCCAAUUAUUUUAAAACUGUAAAAAGAAACACCAGUUACUGUUGACAGAAGUUUUUUUUUUUUUUGUCAAAAUGUGGUACACUGUUCAUCCAGACCAUCUAUCAGAAUGGAUCAACUUUUCACAAUAUAUUGCAAAUUGUGUAAUUUCAGCUAUUCACUAUUGAUUUAUUCUUAUUUAAACAAGUUGGAAGAUACAUGCAUUUUAUUGUAGCCUCUAAAAGCCAUGAUUUCAGAACUUUCAGUAGCUAUCACCGUGGUAUCUGCAAAUGUAAUAACUCUUUCCUGGUCUGUUCAAGAGAUUUCACUGAAGAUGGACAUAAACUAAACUGAACUAAAACAUAAUAUGUGGGCUGUACUUAAUAAUACACUCUUAAGUAAGCUUGUUCCCAGAGAGCAUGUGGGCUAU